AAAGUGGGUGCAGUCUCUGAAGUCAAAGUGGUUUGCGCACGACCGCACUCGGCUGCGCGCAGUUGCGCACGUGCGUCCUAGGUUGUACGCGCGUCUCCAGUUGCACGCGGUUGGUUGCACACUGCUGCAGCGGUGGCCAAAGUGGCCUGAUGGGUUGCCUUUGCCUACAGCGCCGGGCUGGCCUGGCCCGGUGCUAGGGUUGCCACCUGGCCGGUAAAAUUUAUGGUUGAUCUCAAUGUUAUUAAUAGGGAGAAAAGAUAAAUAUAUAGGAGGGCCAGUAUUUAUUUCCAGAAAAGGUGGCAACCCUAGCUGGCACUGACCCCACCCUCGCCCCAUUGUUGUAUCUGUUUUGGGAGGGGAGCAGAAUGUGGCAUGGACUCUGGGUACAGAGCAGGUAAACAUCUCUGGACAUAGAGAAAUUGUUUCUAGAUACGACACUUCUUGGCGGGUUGAUCAUUUUAAAACAUCACGGACAGGAAAAUUCAAAACCAAGUAUUGUGCCCGGAAAACAGAGCUCGGUAAUUCCGUACAAGUCCAUGUAUAGUACCAAAGAGAAAAUGAGGCAAAUCUUUGAAUUUACAGAACGACUUUAUAAACCAGAGUGAAUGUUGACAAGAUAGAGUGUGUGUGACACCAUUACUGCCAGGAUUUCUCUUUUCACCAGAGAAUGAGAUUGGAGGCUUGCUUGUUUCCAAGACAACACGCACCCACAACGUCGUGGCAUAUUGUUGGCGUGCAGCGAACGUGUUACGUCACAUCCCGUUUUCCGCUUUGUCAUCUGUGUAUGUAGUGAUUGCAGUGAUUGCAGUGAUAGGAGACGGGCAGCAGCUUUGCGUGAGGCCGGUGAUAUGCUGUGGUUCCAGGGCUCCAUCCCGGAGGCCAUAGCGGCCGCCAAGCAGAACAGCUCAGUGUUCGUGGUGUUCGUGGCUGGGGAAGAUGAGCAGUCGGUACAGAUGUCCGAAAGCUGGGCUAAUGAACAAGUGAUCCAGACCUCCUUGGGGGGAGUCGUUGCUAUAAAGCUUGAUAGCCAGAGUGAAGCCUGUCUGCAGUUUUCUCAGAUCUAUCCUGUAGUGUGUGUCCCAUCAAGCUUCUUUAUUGGGGAGAAUGGAAUCCCAUUAGAAGUUAUCGCUGGGAGUAUUUCCGCAGAAGAACUUGUUGCAAAGAUAGCCAAAGUAAAACAGAUGCACUCAGGGAAAAAAGAUGGACCUCUAGUAAAUGCAAAGCUUCCAGAAAGUUUGCCAAAACCUUGUUCUGAUGGACCUUGUCCCGUUGUUCCACAUGCCAGCCCUCCAGAUAAUGUACAGCCAGCAGGCACUAUGCAAGACUCUUCAGCACCUACCACAGAACUGCCCACACCACUGCAAGCACUGCCCAGCGACCAUGAAAGUGAAGCCCUGGAACUUGUUAGUGAGUCUGUUCAGAAUAUGCAAUCGGAGGAGGAACUUGUAGAGAAAGUGCAAAGGGUAACACAGAAGCUGGAGGAGAAACGGGAGCACAGAAAGAAGGAAGAGGAACAGAGAUGUGUUUUAUUCGUUACACAGAAUGAGAUUAAGAAGGAAAUUGAUAGAAGGAAAAUGGGCAAAGAAAUGCUGGAAUACAAGCGAAAGCAGGAGGAGGACCUACCAAAAAGGGCCCUGGAAGAGAGAAACAGAGAGAAAGCAGAAGAAAAAGCUGCCAGAGACCGCAUUCGGCAGCAGAUUGCUCAGGACCGUGCUGAUCGCGCUGCCCGUUAUGCAAAAAACAGUGAAGAAAUAGAAGCAUUAAAAGCGGCAGAACUGCAGGCCCAGCAGGCUGAAAGAGAUUCCAGAAGAGAGGCAGCACAGAAGGAGAGAAGUACCAUUGCCCGGAUACAGUUCAGACUUCCUGACGGUUCUUCAUUCACCAACCAAUUUGCAUCAGAAGCUCCUCUUGAGGAAGCGCGAUGUUUUGCUGUACAGACAGUUGGAAAUACUUACGGAAAAUUUUCAUUGGCAACCAUGUUUCCAAGGAGGGAAUUCACAGAAGAAGAUUAUGGGAAAUCCUUGUUGUCUUUGGAACUAGCACCCGGUGCUUCAGUAGUGCUCUUGCCAGCAGGAAGGUCAUCUCACACUGUAGUACAGAGCUCUGAAGGUGGAGUCUGGAGUUUCCUUGGUACAAUUCUCUUUCCUCUCCUAGCAGUAUGGAGAUUUCUAAGCAACUUCCUGUUUAGCAGCCCUUCCCCUUCACAGCCUGUAGAACGAGAAGCACAUCCACAGCAUGAAAGCACAAACCCUACAGCAAGCAGCAGUUCUGAACCAAACAGAGAUGCAGUUAGGAAAAGAGUUGUAGAAAAACGCCCAGAGCAGUUCAAAAAAGAAGGCAAAGUCUACCGACUGAGAAGUCAGGAUGACGAGGAUGAGAAUAACACAUGGAAUGGGAACUCUACCCAGCAAAUGUAGGUGGACUAAUUGCCAAAUGUACAAUAGCUUCUGAAAUCUGGCCCCUACGUCUGCAAAACAGCUGGGGACUCCUAAUUCAUAAGAGAAUUCAGUACUGUAGUCUGCUGCAUGAAAGUAAAUUCUUACACCAGAAGUGAUCUGAUUAAUCUUUUUUAUUUACUGCGAGUGCUUUAUGUAUGGUACUUUCUCACUGGACUAUAAACCUAUAACAAAUGCAUAUUGGAAUUUUUACUUUCAUUCAUUCUCCAUAUAUCCCAGCUGGGGAAACGUCUAUUCAGUUUAUAGUUGUGCCGCAGCCUCGGGUUCCUCUGACACUGGGAUUUCACCAUAAUGCAAUCUUUUUGAAAAGUGUAAAAGAGAGAGCGAGAACCUAUUUAUAUGAUUCUGCCCUUUAAUUCUGCUAAAAAAGCAAAAGUAAGCUGUUUCUUGUAGUUUUUCAUCAUGGAUUUUGAGACAUUGACAAUAAAGUUUUCAAAGAAAA
Xenopus laevis (African clawed frog) is the source of this 2898-nucleotide messenger RNA. It is a transcript of the gene ubxn4.S, whose product is annotated as UBX domain protein 4 S homeolog. Gene Ontology annotation, biological process: ERAD pathway. The transcript is spliced from 13 exons. The record is from RefSeq and is a predicted model, not a curated record. Bases 849 to 2417 code for a protein of 522 amino acids. NCBI's taxonomy places the organism in Eukaryota, Metazoa, Chordata, Amphibia, Anura, Pipidae. Gene Ontology annotation, cellular component: endoplasmic reticulum; endoplasmic reticulum membrane.